Molecule: messenger RNA, 4080 nt
Organism: Hypanus sabinus (Atlantic stingray)
Lineage: Eukaryota; Metazoa; Chordata; Chondrichthyes; Myliobatiformes; Dasyatidae
Gene: dctn4
Product: dynactin 4
Exons: 13
Coding region: 222-1433 (403 amino acids)
Cellular component (GO): dynactin complex
Source: RefSeq, a predicted model, not a curated record
AGAAAAGGUGCAUAUAACUUUUAGUUAGCUAGUUGGCACCUGACCUUGGAGAAAGUUUGGCACCUUCUCAUUGGACACUGCAUGGAUAUUUGUUUAGUUUUUGUUUGAAAUGGGUUUUUUUCCGUGCAGAAUCGUUCGAUACCACAAGUAAACAAAAUGAAGCAAACUGGAUUGAUCACACCACAGUUGAUUCCCACUAUUGUCCAAGCUGUCUGGAGAACAUGCCCUCGGCUGAGGCCAAACUGAAGAAGAACAGGUGCGCUAAUUGCUUUGACUGUCCAAGCUGCAUGCAUACUCUCUCCACAAGAGCAACAAGCAUCCCAGCACCCCUGCCCGAUGAUCCAGCCAAGACCACAAUGAAGAAGGCGUACUACCUGGCCUGUGGUUUCUGCCGCUGGACUUCUAGAGAUGUUGGCAUGGCGGACAAAUCUGUGGCAAGUGGAGGGUGGCAGGAACCGGAGAACCUUCAUGCCCAGAGGAUCAAUAAAUUGCUGGAGUAUUACCACCAGUUGGCCCAGAGGGAGAAGAUUGAACGCGAUCGGAAGAAGCUGGUCAGACGUAGAAACUACAUGCCCCUGGCCUUUUCUGACAAGUACGGCCUCGGCACCAGACUGCAGCGGCAGCGAGCAGGGGCUCCUCUUAUUUCCCUCAGCGGAUCUACGUUGAAGGAUGGCGAGGACCACAAGGACAUUAAGAUCGAGCCUGCACAGGCAUUGGAAGAGGUAGAGCCGCUGCCUGAGGAUUACUACACCAGACCCAUUAACCUGCCUGAGGUGACCACCCUUCACCAACGAUUGAUGCAGCCAGAUUUUCAACCCAUAAGUGCUUCCCAGUUACAUCCAAAGCACAAGCACCUCCUGAUAAAGCGCUCACUGCGCUGCCGGAAGUGUGAGCACAACCUGAGCAAGCCCGAGUUCAACCCAACGUCGAUCAAGUUCAAGAUCCAGCUGGUUGCUGUCAACUAUGUUCCAGAGGUGCGAAUUUUGACCAUUCCCAAUCUGCGUUACAUGAAGGAGAGCCAGGUGCUGCUGACACUGACAAACCCCGUGGAGAACCUCACCCACGUAACUCUGCUGCCCUGUGAGGAGUCUGACCCAGAUGAUGUGUGCAGCACUGCCAAGGUCACGCUUCCUUCGAAGGAGAUCAUUCUGGCUGGGAAGGACGCAGCGGCUGAGUACGACGAACUGGCUGAGCCCCAGGAUUUCCACGAUGACCCAGAUGUGGUGGCCUUCCGGAAAUCCAACAAGGUGGGUGUCUUCAUUAGGGUGAUCCCGCAGAAAGAGAGCGGAGACAUCAACAUCAGCUUCAAGCUGCGCUACGACUUCAGAAACCCAGCGGGAGCCAUCCGGCCGGCUGAUGAAGCCGAACUGAGCGCAGAGGUCAUCUGGCUGACCCAGCAUGUUGAUCUCAGGCUGGGACCCCUGGCCGCCUGAGCUUGGGACCUUCUCUACCCCUUCCCUCCCAGUGACCCCCCACCACCACACCAGAAACCCAGCGGGAGCCAUCCGGCCGGCUGAUGAAGCUGAACUGAGCGCAGAGGUCAUCUGGCUGACCCAGCAUGUUGAUGUCAGGCUGGGACUUUCUCUACCCCUUCCCUCCCAGUGACCCCCCACCCCCACACCAGCAACUGGGUGUCUCUUUACUGGGGUUGGGGCAGAGGGAACCGAAAGGGUCAGAGAAACUCACCUAUCUGGAGGUCACACAGGCCUCUCUUGCUGUUGAUGGGGUGGGUGCAGUGAUUCUUCAUGGGCUGAGCAGCAUAUGUGGGGACGGUAAAUCACAAGCAUGGGAUUGUGCAGUUGCUGGCAAUGCAGAGCAAUACACACAAAAUACUGGAGGAACUCAGCAGGUCAGGCAGUAUCUAUAGAAAAGAAUAAACGGUCAACAUUUCGGACUGAAGCCCUUCAUCAGGACUGAAAAGGAAGGGGGCAGUAAUCAGAAUACUUCCCUUUCUCACCAGUCUUCUAUCCUGGGUCAGUCUUUGAAGUUGGCCCCAGGGGUAGCCCAUCUUAAUCUACUAGGCAAAGAUCUUUCCUCUCGCAGGGGUGAGGUCUUUUAGAGCUUCUGUUGGCAUUUCUAUAGCUCUGGGUUCUAACAGAAUAGAGUUCCUAGCCCCCAUCCUUUUGCAGCUAUGCUUGGAACUGUUCACAGUGGAUUUAAUACUUUUUCCCCCCCUUCCCCUUUAUUUUGGCAUCUUCCCCCUUUCUUUCCAGUCCUGAUGAAGGGUCUCGGCCCAAAAUAUCAACUGUUUAUUCUUCUACAUAGAUGCUGCCUGACCUGCUGAGCUCCCCCAGCAUUUUGUGUGUGUCGCUCAGGAUUUCCAGCAUCUGCAGAAUCUCAUGUUUAUCUUCAGCUGCAUGCUUUUGGGCAAACUUGGUUUAAAAUGCCAUGUCUCUGGGUGAAUUUGAACAAGACGUUGAAAGCUUCACGCAAUGAGCAAACUGCUGUAGGAACUCUGGGGUCGAGCAGCAUCUGUGUGAAGGGGUGGCAGAUGAAAAAGUCCACAUUUCAGAUCAAGGUCUUGCUUCGGGAAAAUUCCUUUCUCCCCCCCCCCCCCCCCAACUGAAACUGAUCAACCGUCUGGGUUCUUCCAACGGAUUGUGUGUGUUGCUACAGAUUCUGGCAUCUACAGCCUCUUGUGCCUUCACUGUCACUCAGCACAGUGACGCACAGACCCCUGAUGUUCCUGGCCAAGAGAUGGUUAUGGAUUUGGGAUGCACCCUUCUUGCCCUCUGUGAUAACCCGAUUGCCAGAUUCCCUCCCUCUGGCCCCACCGAGAGACAGCAACUAGGAACAUUGUCCCCCACGGACAGCAAGAAUUCCUCCUCCCGUUGCUGAACACUACUCUCCUCUCCCUGCCCCAGAACUGCAGCUGGAACGAUUAAACAUGAGAUUCUGCAAAUGCUGGAAAUCCAGAGCAACACAAAAAGAUUAGCUUUGUUUUUAUCAUGUACAUCAAAAUAUUGAGGUGUGACUGAUCUGCCUCACUGCACGCCUCUCGAUCUCAGACCCCUCACCUUGUAACAAUCUUCCUCGUGCAUUAGCGUAGUUACUACUUCCUCCACCUCCUGUUGUCAGAAAUCCUGCAGCUGGCACGCGAAAAGCCUAGACAAAAAAGCUAUUUGACCCUUCAUUGACAUCCUGCAUUCCACUGCUGCCCCCAGGUUUUUCACUCUCCUUGCCCUUUGUCACUGGUCAUCUGUAACCUAUUGCGGCUCCCUGUGUACUGCCGCCUGUAACUCCUUGCGACUCCCUGCACACCCCACUGUCUGUAACCCCUUGUGGCUCCCUGCAUACAAGGUUGCCUGUAACCCCUUGUGGCUUCCUGUGUACGAGGUUGCCUGUAACCCCUUGUGGCUCCCUGUGUACGAGGUUGCCUGUAACCCCUUGUGGCUUCCUGCGUAUGCAGCUGCCUGUAACCCCUUGUGGCUCCCUACGUACGAGGUUGCCUGUAACCCCUUGUGGCUUCCUGCGUAUGCAGCUGCCUGUAACCCCUUGUGGCUCCCUACGUACGAGGUUGCCUGUAACCCCUUGUGGCUCCCUGCGUACGAGGUUGCCUGUAACCCCUUGUGGCUCCCUGCGUACGAGGUUGCCUGUAACCCCUUGUGGCUCCCUGCACACCCCACUGUCUGUAACCCCUUGUGGCUUCCUGUGUACGAGGUUGCCUGUAACCCCUUGUGGCUCCCUGCGUACGAGGUUGCCUGUAACCCCUUGUGGCUCCCUGCGUACGAGGUUGCCUGUAACCCCUUGUGGCUCCCUGCGUACACGGCCGCCUGUAACCCCUUGUGGCUCCCUGCGUACGAGGUUGCCUGUAACCCCUUGUGGCUCCCUGCGUACGAGGUUGCCUGUAACCCCUUGUGGCUCCCUGUGUACGAGGUUGCCUGUAACCCCUUGUGGCUCCCUGCGUUUGCAGCCACCUGUAGUCCCUGUGGCUCCCUGCGUACAUGGCUGUCUGUAAACACUUGUGUUGGCUCCUUGUGUUUGCGGUUGCCUGAAACUGCUGUGCUAUACCAGUUGAUGUUCUAGUGUAUUAACGUGUAACUUAUAUCAAUUAAACAAUAAACAAAUUUCAACACUGAC